UCUAGACUCCGGAGGUAAGCAACAGGCAAGUCGAAGCUGUCACUCACUCGGUUUAACCAGAACUGCACCAGAACGAACAAACAUACCCACGUACGAACGAAUAAACUGCACUACGCGCUUCCUUUCUUCCCGAUUGCAUAGAAUCCAGCUCUCAACAUGGCCAACGGGUACAGCAUCAUCGUCGGCCUCGUUAUCGUCGUUAUCGCCUCGGUGCUCGCAUACCUCUUCUCUCCCAAGGGCGAGACUCAAACCAUCUGGAGGUCCUCGUUGAUCCUCGCGUUCGUGUCUUGUUACUUGAUGUGGGCUAUCACGCUGCUCGCACAACUACACCCGCUUAUCUCGCCGAAACGUUCGGAUUUGCGGCCUGAGAGCGUUCAUGCGGACAGGAUGAUGGGGUUCUAGAUCUGGCGGGUGGAGGGCGGUGGAGCGGUUGGGAUGAGAUACCUUUAGUGGCGACCGGACUGGAAUCGAAGGGAUGACCAUGGCACUGUGGCACUGGCAUUGAUCGUUGAUGUAUACUAAACCUGUUACUUUUGUUUUCAUGUCUGCUUGGUUCAUUUGUGAGCGCUUGUUUAUCGUGUAUGUAAAUCAUUGCAUAUGUAUUCCGCACUUCGCACC
This is a messenger RNA of Tricharina praecox, 618 nucleotides long. RefSeq names its product ATP synthase subunit H-domain-containing protein. Gene Ontology annotation, biological process: vacuolar acidification; proton transmembrane transport. The record is from RefSeq and is a predicted model, not a curated record. Gene Ontology annotation, molecular function: proton-transporting ATPase activity, rotational mechanism. The transcript is spliced from 4 exons. Gene Ontology annotation, cellular component: vacuolar proton-transporting V-type ATPase, V0 domain. Lineage: Eukaryota; Fungi; Ascomycota; Pezizomycetes; Pezizales; Pyronemataceae. Bases 157 to 402 code for a protein of 81 amino acids.